AGGUGUUAGUGCAGGCUCAAGCGCUCGGUUCUGGCAAAGAUUCAAUCGGCAAUCAUUAACAACGCCUUACUUCCGCCCUUCAACCCCCCAUCGAUCCGCCAAGAUGACUGCUGCGUGGAAAGCCGCCGGUUUGACCUACAACCGCUACCUGGCCGUCGCGGCCCGCGCCAUCCGCCGAAGCCUUAAGGAGGACAAGAGAAUUGUUGCCGAGCGACGUGCUGUUUCCGAGCUGCGAUUUGCUGUCUGGAAGAACGGCAAGCCUGGCGAGUCCAAGGAUCUCGCUGCCGCCAACGCCGCCGCCAUGGCCGAGAGCGCCUCUUCUUAACCUGGACAAUUGAAAAGGGAA
This is a messenger RNA of Trichoderma citrinoviride, 346 nucleotides long. RefSeq lists its product as hypothetical. NCBI's taxonomy places the organism in Eukaryota, Fungi, Ascomycota, Sordariomycetes, Hypocreales, Hypocreaceae. Gene Ontology annotation, cellular component: mitochondrial inner membrane. Gene Ontology annotation, molecular function: proton-transporting ATP synthase activity, rotational mechanism. The record is from RefSeq and is a predicted model, not a curated record. The transcript has 3 exons. The coding region runs from base 104 to 325 and encodes 73 amino acids. Gene Ontology annotation, biological process: proton motive force-driven mitochondrial ATP synthesis.